This is a messenger RNA of Phaeoacremonium minimum UCRPA7, 306 nucleotides long. Its product is annotated as putative bacteriodes thetaiotaomicron symbiotic protein. The record is from RefSeq and is a predicted model, not a curated record. Bases 1 to 306 code for a protein of 101 amino acids. NCBI's taxonomy places the organism in Eukaryota, Fungi, Ascomycota, Sordariomycetes, Togniniales, Togniniaceae. The transcript has 4 exons.
AUGAUGUUCUCAUACUUGAAUGACGCUACCGUCUGGCCAAAAUUCUGCGCAACCUACGAAGGCAUAUAUGACAAGAUGGGUGAAUUUGACGAGUGGUAUAACCUGAACGUGGGCCCGGCUUCUUUCAACAUUCAAGAGGAAUGGAAAGACUACAUCCGCGUAGCGCUCGAUUCGCUUGUGCUGCGGUCGCGGGACUCGCUGAGCUAUUAUAUCGCGAAUAAAAGGUUCACUGUCAACUUGACUUACCUCCUCCAAUGGGGGCGCGUUCAACUGUUUGGCCGGAGUAACAUCAAGCUUGACCAGUAA